AUGUCUCUUCCCGGCCUAGAGCUUACCCAGCCCUCUGAAGAGAGGCAAUAUGCUGUUGCCCCGCCAUCGCAAAUCGCCUUGAACCCGGGCUCGGAGUGGAGAUUUGAGGUUGCGUUCGGUCACAUUAUUAAAGUCAAGCUCCUCAACGGAACGGCCGAACUCUUCGGCACGGAACUGGCCGAAUCGCAAACGUACACAAUCACUGGUACCAAAGCCGCAAUCUAUACAUGGCAUGGCUGUGAAUUGGAAAUAACCGCCGGCGAAACUGCGACGACUACCACGGUGGAUGGAUCCACGUCCGCGGCAGGCCACGGUGCAGGCGGUUGUCAAAGCGAGUACACGUCUGAUGAUACCCCAAUGGUGGAAUAUGCCAACCUACACUUUGCGCUGGAGUCAAUACGUGAGGAAUCACAAGGUUCCGGUAAGGACGGACCUCGUGUUUUGCUGUUGGGUCCCGACAACGCGGGCAAGACUAGCUUGUCCAAGAUCCUCACUGCGUAUGCGACAAAGGUUGGAGGACAGCCACUGGUUGUGAACCUGGAUCCGACUGAAGGCAUGCUUAGUGUUCCGGGUACUUUGACUGCCACGGCUUUCCGGACAAUGCUGGAUGUUGAGAAUGGCUGGGGCAGCAGUCCGAUGUCUGGGCCUAGUCCUGUGCCCGUGAAACUGCCACUUGUCUACAGCUAUCCAUUGCCCAGUCCCCUCGAUGCUGAAGGCUCCGUCUACCGUCCCAUUGUGUCGCGACUGGCGCUUCAAGUAACAGAGCGCAUGGCCAAAGACGAAGACGUCCGUCGCACAGGAAUCAUUGUCGACACCCCGGGUGUACUCAGCUCUGGCAAGCCUGGCAGCCUCGAGUUAAUCAAUCAUAUCAUCACCGAGUUCGCCAUUACUACAAUCGUGGUUCUGGGCUCGGAACGCCUUUACAGUAAUAUGGUCAAGCAAUACGAUAACAAGCCUAGUGCAAGUGCUGCCGCAGCCGUUUUUGAUGAGCGAGUCACUGUUGUGAAGCUAUCAAAGUCCGGAGGUUGCGUUGAUCGCGAUGCAGCAUUUCUCAAGAAAACACGCGAGUCCCAGAUCCGAUCUUACUUUUUUGGAAAUUCAGCUCCCUCAAAUGCAUUAACGACGGCCAUUACUUUAUCUCCAUCUACGCUGCAAGUCGACUUUGCAUCCUUAACCGUGUACAACUAUACCGUCGCCUCAACUGAAGACGAAGAUGAGGACGACUACGAUCCUUCACAGCUCAGCACUGGCGAUUCAUUUCUUCCUGGUGGAGGCGUUGAUGAUUAUUCACAGCCCAAACAAGAAUCAGACCGCGCUGCGCCUCUUCCAGGCAUCGUCGGCCUUUCAUCCGACCAAAAUAUAUCCUCCAUGCAUUCAUCUUCCACCAGCAAUGUCCCAUUGAAACGACUUCUGCCUCCUGCACCUAUGGCUCUCGAAAAUACUCUCAUCGCUAUCACUCAUGCCUCAACUACAGCUUCGCCUGCUGCUGUCCGUGACGCCAGUGUAAAGGGAUUCCUUUAUGUCGCCAACGUGGACGCCGAGAAGGGAAAGAUUAUGCUGCUGUCGCCUAUUCGAGGAACAAUACCUUCCCAGGCUAUGAUCUGGGCCAAGCGUUGGCCCGAUGAGGUCGUUGGGCUGGUGGGCUGA
Penicillium longicatenatum is the source of this 1647-nucleotide messenger RNA. RefSeq names its product cleavage polyadenylation factor subunit CLP1. Gene Ontology annotation, biological process: tRNA splicing, via endonucleolytic cleavage and ligation. The record is from RefSeq and is a predicted model, not a curated record. Lineage: Eukaryota; Fungi; Ascomycota; Eurotiomycetes; Eurotiales; Aspergillaceae. Gene Ontology annotation, cellular component: mRNA cleavage factor complex; nucleus. The coding region runs from base 1 to 1647 and encodes 548 amino acids. Gene Ontology annotation, molecular function: polynucleotide 5'-hydroxyl-kinase activity. The transcript is spliced from 2 exons.